AUGGUCCACCUUCCACUUCAUCUUGUAGAGGAGGUAAGGCUUGGGGGCCCUGUUCAAAGUCGUUGGAUGUAUCCGAAAGAGCGGUAUUUAGGUAAAUUGAAGUCAUAUCUAAAAAAUAGAAGUCGACCCGAAGGUUCCAUUGCAGAGGCCUACUUGGCAGAAGAAUGCCUUAUGUUUUGUUCGAGGUAUCUUCACGAUGAAUUUAGUUCAAAGGUGAAUCGAGCACCUAGAAAUGAUGAUGAUGAUACUGCAUCCAAUGAAGAUGGAAGCCUUUUUCCUAAUGUUGGACGUCCUUUAGGUGUAAAAAAGAAAAACAAAGGCAAAAAGAUUUCUUUAGAUGAAGACACUUUGAUGAAAGCUCAUCGCUAUGUACUCUUUAAUUGUGAUGAAAUAAGUGAUUACAUAAGUGAACAUCAAGAUUUAGUGAAUCGUCAAAGAAGUCAAGGUAGACGGGGUAAGCGGAGUAGGUGGGAGAGAGCACAAGAACACAGUCAUGAUAUUGGAGCAUUGUUCAAGGACCGUGUACGGGAAGAAAAUGUUUCCAAAGAAAUCAAGGCGUUAUCCCAAGGUCCUGACUAUACUGUGAGAAGUUUUAAAGGGUACCUAAUAAAUGGUAACAAAUUUCAUACAACUGCACAUGAGUCAAAAAGGAAAACUCAAUGUAGUGGAGUUAGUGUAACAUCUUCAAUGUCGAGUUUUGCAAGUUCCAGGGAUCAAAAUCCUGUUGUUGGGGACGUCAAAUAUUAUGGAGUGGUGGAGGAUAUCAUUGAGUUAGAUUAUUUUGGACAUUUCAAAGUGGUAUUGUUUCGCUGUAAAUGGUUUCAAGUGGAGCAAGAUGAGUUUGGGCUAACAUGUGCAAAUUUUAAAAGGUUAUGCUAUACUAAUGACCCUUUUAUGAUGGCUAAUCAAGUAAACCAAGUUUUUUAUGUGCAAGAUUCCAAAGAAAAUCAUUUACAUUACGUUAUGGAAAAUAUCCCCGGAGACUUGUUUGAUAUGAAUGAAGAAUCAAAUGGUGAUGUUGGAGUUUCUUAUUGGAAUGAAUCUUCUAGCGAUGGUGUUCACCCAGGGGCAACUGUUGCUGAUGACUAUGAUGUUAGUUGGUUGAGAGAGGACUUGCCUACCACUACUGUUGACGUUCCUGAAUACAUGUUAGAAAUGCAAGCAGAGCCGGAAAUUGAUGAAUCGGAUGAUGAAAUCGAGGAUAAUACUCUAUGGGAUUUCAUGCAAGCAAGUGAAGAUGAAGCUUAG
Molecule: messenger RNA, 1248 nt
Organism: Chenopodium quinoa (quinoa)
Lineage: Eukaryota; Viridiplantae; Streptophyta; Magnoliopsida; Caryophyllales; Amaranthaceae
Exons: 2
Coding region: 1-1248 (415 amino acids)
Source: RefSeq, a predicted model, not a curated record